ACCCGGAUUCAUCUAAUUAAACAUUUUUGACACAUAACACAAAAUCCUCUCUUUCUCUUGCCAAAAUUCGAAAUACGCAUCCACUGCCAAAUCCUAUUUCUCUCUCGUUCUCUCUCUUCCGUUUCAGGCGAGGCAAGCUGAGCCUGAGAGUAGCAAAACUGCUGGCUGCAAAAAAACGAGGAGAGGAACCAGGCGGAAGGCGGCGAGCCAGAAGGCGGAGGCAGAGAAGCACAAGGAAUCGAGCAAAGCCACAAGGACGACUCGGACGACGAAGCGGGUGAAGAAAUCGGAGCCCCAGUACUUGGAGGACCCCCGCAACCUGCAAGAUCUAUGGAAGGCUGCAUUCCCUGUUGGCACCAACAAUGUCUACCUCUUUGGCUGCACUGAGCCUCAAUUGGUCUCCGUCAAUGGUGAAAACAAAGUUGUUUGCAUACGUGGUGGUCGCGGUUGUGUCGCCUUUCCCCCCUUCCGAUAUGAUUGGGAUUAACUCAGUUCAGAGAGAAGCGGAAUAAAUAAUUCCCAUGAAACAAAUAAAAAUGGUUGGAUUCUGUAUAUUCCUCUGGAGAAUAGAGACAGCCAAGUUGAUAGACUUAAAUCACAAAUAUUUAUUCUGGGCUGCACUAAGAGAAGAUUUCUAUCAGCUCUUCAAGGAAGAUGAGCUCGAGCAGAGCACUGAGGUCCCAAUAAUGUUUCCAGGAGGGCCAAAGCCGGUAAGGGUAAUAAUUAUUAGUUAAACAAACUCAUGGACAAAAACUAUUUUGAUAUGAAUUGUAUGGGUCUAUCUGGGUUUACGGAUUUGAUGAGAAGGAGUGCUGAAGGGCUUAAACCUAAGUAAUACAGGAUAUUCAAGAAUUAGUUCCUAAAUUGAAAAGAUAUAUAAAAAAGAAUUGGGAAAAGAAAGACUGGACUAGGUUAGCUUCCAGAGAUGUAGCAAUGCCUAAAUUAAUAUUCUUUUCUUCCUACAUCCUCAUCUGUUCUCUUUCCAUCUGAACUUUCAUUUAAGUACAACACAUGGGCAUGCUUUCAGUGAGAUCUUUGUCAAACAUGCUGUUACUGUUGGAUAACUUAUUUGGUUUUGCACACCCCCAUUUGAACCCUAUGAGGCUUAUGCUGGUUGUCUCCCCUCCACUCCUUUGGGUAGACCGUCCCUGUUGGGCUCGGUUCAAGUCUCGAAAAAUCUGAAGGUGAAGUCACUGAUUUGUCCUGAGAGUGGGGAGUGGGAAAUUGACUUUUUAAAACCUUUCUUGGCGGAAUCAGAGGUUGAGGCAAUCUUGGCUAUGCAUAUUGGUGAUCCGACGCUCAAGGACAGAUUGGUUUGGCCUUAUGACAAGAGGGGGUCUUAUUCAGUCAAAUCAGGUUAUUAUUGGAGUCUCUCUCGAAAUAUUGAUCGCUGCCAUCAAUAAAUGAAGAAUUUAUAUAUUCGUAGAUCCUCUCUUUCUCCCAUUUGCCCUCUCUGUAAUUCUAAUGAUGAGUCCAUUGAACAUCUCUUUCUGUUUUGUCCUUGGGUGGAGGUGGUUUGGUUUGGGGGUAUGCUGAACUUGAGACCUCAUCCGCUGCAUGUUUCAAGCUGGGCAAACUGGAUUGUGCAAAUGGGUGAUUUGGAGACUGGGUCAAUGGAGGUGAGGAUUAAUCGCUUAUCUUAUAUUGCUUUCACAUGCUGGCAUAUUUGGAAAUCAAGAUGUGAUUUCCAGUUCAACAACCAAGUUAUAUACCCCAACAGGGUGGUAGCAGCUAUCUCCAGAUCGGUCUCGGCUUAUCAGGAUUUUAUCAACAGGCCGAGUUUCCCAUCUUUGCUCAAUCAACCGAACUUGGGGGAUGAAGUGCAGUGGUCUCCUCCGAAUCAAGGAGUCAUCAAAAUUAAUGUGGAUGCUAGCUGGGAUGCAAGUGUGGGUGGGGGCUUCAUGGGGGUGGUGGCGAGGGAUGAGAAUGGGCGGUUUUUGGCUGCUUCUAGGCUUAGAGUAAAGGCUACAGGUGCUACGAUGGCUGAGGCUUUGGCCAUUUUACAUGGGUGUAAGCUGGGGGUUAGAAACGGGUGGAAUUCCAUUUGUAUUGAAUCGGACUCGUUCGAUGCAAUUUCUUGUCUGAGGGAUCCGGCAAAGAAGGGCAGUUGGGAUGCCUUUCCCAUUCUUAGGAAGUGCUAUCGAUUGGGAAUGGCUUUUCAGGCUUGCCACUGGUCUUGGGUACCAAGACUGGCCAACUCGGUAGCGGACUUUUUGGCGUCGCGAAAAUGUAGGGAAGCAUGUGAUCAAAUAUGGGUCCAUAGACCCCCAUCUUCCCUGGUCCAUGUCUUAUGCAAUGAUGGUCUUCCUUGCCCUCCUUAGUAUUUUUUUGUUAGUUUAGAAGGGACGCUUUAGCACUAGAUGCGGCGUCACGGCUCCCUUGUACCUUCUUGUAUUUCCUUCUGUUGUCAUUGCUGGUGUUUGUUUGCCUCUUGGGUAGGCUUUCUUGUUUCUUUUUGGCAUCUUUGCCCGGAUAUAUCAUAUCUGUUUUCCAAAAAAAAAAAUGUCCAUAAAUUUCUGGAAUUGGACCAAUAUAUUACAAGAUCAAGCUUUUCAUUUCUGCUUUUGCACAAACAACAUACUCCUUGAUGUACUCAUAUGAAUUUGAAUGAUUACUGUAUACUUUCAGGUCUCUUGUGAAGUGACUUUCUUUUAUGGCCCUUUCAGGUUUACUGUGAAUUUGAUUGGGAAUUGGAUGAACUGGAGGAGUUCACUGAUAACCUGAUAGAAGAGGAGGAAUUAUCUGCAGACCAGAAGGAUGAAUUCAAGGAGUUUGUCAAGGAGAAGUCCGUGAACAAAAGAAAUCUAAUUGAGAGGCCAGGGAAACCCGGAGAAAAGCCAUUGAAGAAAUGAGUGAAGAAGCUAAAACAGCAUUUGAAAAUAUGAGGUUUUACAAGUUCUACCCUGUGCAUACACCAGAUACUCCUGACAUUUCAAUUGUUAAGGUUGUCAACAGACCAUUCCAAAAGUAAAAGCAAAGGAGAGGAAAGCUUGUAUUGCCUUUUUGUUGGUGGGUUGCAGGGAUUAAACACCUAACAGAGAGAUCUAGAAUGAGUACGAAGAGGAAGUGAAGAGUGGGAGUGGAAAGGUGAUAACCUUGAGUUCUAAAGGCCGUGUGAGCACAGCUGUGAUCGUGGAUUCUGAUGUUAUAUGGUAAUGAUUCAAAAUUUAGGCCUGACUCGAAGAGAAUCCAGAUCCUGAGAAAAUGCUCCAUUCAUCAACAGGUAUUAUGGCAAGGCUCAUGAGGUGUUGUGAUCACCAAGGUCAAGAAGGUGCCAUAUUGAAAGUCUCGAGCCUCGUUUGGCUGUGCUGAAUUAAGCACUCUGUCGAAGACUUGAUUGUUGUUUAUACUACAAGGUAAGGUAUGGGAGGCAAUGCCCCUGGUGCCUCGAUAUCAAGGCAUGAAAGUCUCGAGCCUCGUUUGGCGGUGCUGAAUUAAGUACUCUGCCGAAGACUUGAUUGUUGUUUAUACAAGGUAAGGUAUGGGAGGCAAUGCCCCUGGUGCCUCGAUAUCAAGGCAUGAAAGUCUCGAGCCUCGUUUGGCUGUGCUGAAUUAAGUACUCUGCCGAAGACUUGAUUGUUGUUUAUACAAGGUAAGGUAUGGGAGGCAAUCCCCCUGGUGCCUCAAUAUAGAAUGCCUUGAAUACCGUCGAGAUGUCUCGACCCUGGACGGAUGUAAACUUGUAGAUUCAAAGUUAUAGUAAAAAUAUGAGGGGCUCUUGUACAUAGGAGGAGGAAGUUGUAAGAUACAUUGAGCAUUCGAAUUUUGUACUAGUUGAUCUGAGAAGCUGGAAUUUUGUACUAGUUGUGGGUAAAUGUUUGUCAACCGAUUGACAUUCACUUUGUAUUAGAAAAUUAGGAACUUUAACGGAAAGCUUCACGUACU
Messenger RNA from Malus domestica (apple), 3885 nucleotides. The record is from RefSeq and is a predicted model, not a curated record. NCBI's taxonomy places the organism in Eukaryota, Viridiplantae, Streptophyta, Magnoliopsida, Rosales, Rosaceae.